Myxocyprinus asiaticus (Chinese sucker) is the source of this 2154-nucleotide messenger RNA. It is a transcript of the gene plcxd2, whose product is annotated as phosphatidylinositol-specific phospholipase C, X domain containing 2. Bases 206 to 1168 code for a protein of 320 amino acids. The record is from RefSeq and is a predicted model, not a curated record. Gene Ontology annotation, biological process: lipid metabolic process. Gene Ontology annotation, molecular function: phosphoric diester hydrolase activity. Lineage: Eukaryota; Metazoa; Chordata; Actinopteri; Cypriniformes; Catostomidae. The transcript has 4 exons.
AUUUGCAGACAGUCUCUCUCACACACAGUGAUGUCAGUCCCUUUAAUAAUUGUUCAGUCAUCGUUAUCUUGAUUUAAAUCGCCUACUGAUGACCCGAUUGAUUAUGAUUUCACGGCGAGUGAUAAGCAUUGCUGGACUGGCUUGGCCUGGAUUAUUGUUGAAUUGGCACUGUGCAUUUUAUUGCUGAAACGCAAUCUACAGCGACAUGAGGACGCGUCCUACCGGCAACAAAUCCAACGCAGACUGGAUGGGGUCCCUGUGCCCUGCGCUAACAUCAAUGCCCCUGAAACACCUUGCGGUGCCCGGGUCUCAUGAUUCCUUCAGCUUCUGGGUGGAUGAGCAAGCUCCAGUCGGUCCAGACCAGAAAGCAUAUGUCAAGCAUCUGGCUGCAGUGUUUCGCUUCCUGGCCAAGAAGGUGAUGAAGAAAUGGUCCAUGACCCAGAACCUCACCUUCAGGGAACAGCUUGAGGGCGGGAUUCGCUAUUUUGACCUGCGUGUGUCCUCCAAACCAGGCGAACCAGGGCACGAGGUAUACUUUAUCCAUGGGCUGUUUGGGCACAAAGUACGUGAUGGCCUUAAUGACAUUAACCAUUUUCUAAACACACACAAAAAAGAGGUUGUCUUUCUUGACUUUAAUCACCACUAUGCAAUGAGUGAGGAACAUCAUCACUACCUAAUCAAAAUGCUAAAGGAAGUGUUCUGCCACAAGCUCUGUAAGAUCGACGAGGUGGAGGAAAUCACCCUCAACUACCUGUGGGAGAACAGGUACCAGGUCCUAGUGUUCUACCAUCAUCCAUCUGCUGAGGGCUGCAAUCUGAUGUGGCCUGGUAGUAAAAUUCCUGCCCCCUGGGCCAAUACCACAGACACCACCAAGCUUAUCCAGUUUCUGGAAACCACUCUGGGUGAACGAGCCAAAUAUGGGAGCUUCCAUGUAUCUCAGGCCAUUCUCACCCCACGUGUCAAGACCAUCGCCAGUGGCUUGGUGCGUGGGCUGCGGAACUACCUGGUGGAGAAGAACCUUCCAACUAUAAUGUCUUGGGUGGAGGCGCAAAAGCCAGGCGUGAAUGGUGUCAAUAUUAUUACUUCAGAUUUCGUAGAACUUGUGGACUUUGCAAACACUGUCAUUAGGCUAAAUAACCUCCUCCUUAAAGAUCGGUCAGGCACAUGACCUUUGCAGUGACUUCCAACACACCAGUCCUAAUGGAUUACUGAAGACUGAAGGCAUGAGCAUGAAGACCAAGAAUAACAAGGUGGUCAUAAUGGAAUCAUGUGAUUAUCAAGACAAAUACCUAUGACAUAUCAGGUGACAGAUAUUGUUGGCCAAAUGAGCUCUAAACAUGCUAUUUGUUUAAUCAGUCAUGUUUCACUCAAACUUUAAGUGCCAUCAGUCUGAAACUAACGUGCUGCUAAUAUCAUUGGAAAUCUAAAGACAACAACAGCUAUCCUUUAAAUCUGUUGGAGAAACGGUAACCCUAGUCUGAAAGUAUGUGUGCUUGUGUAAUUGUUUAUAGCUAUUUAUUAUGUUAGCAUUAGCACAUAUUUUAAUAAACAUUAAAAGUUUAUUUUAUCAAAUAGAAAAUGUCUUUUGGUUACCACCAUAUAGCCAUGUUCUCAGCCCAAGAACAAAAAGGUCACCAAGUGUUAUUUUGCAGAGUUCAGUUUUGCAAGAUACAAUUUUAAAUGUGUGUUUUGAAGGCCUGGAAAAGUCAUGGAAAUUAAUAAAAUUUUAAAUCAUGAAAAUAAUUUCUAUAGUUCAAUUCUAUUCUAGCUAGAUUUUGCCCGUGUGGAGUAAAACUUGCUUGCGGGCCAAAGUGAUGUUCGAUUUGUAAGUGUAUUUUUCUUUUCAGUGAAUUUGUUUCACAAAUCAUUCUAAAUGAUUCAUUAGCAAAUCUGUCUGAAGGAUGAUAUUUAAAAAUAAUGAUCAAGGUCAUAGAAAAGUCAUGAAAUGUCAUUGGUUAGAAAGGGUAGGAACCCUUGUUGUGUCACUUGCCCUUAUUUUGUAUGAUCUCUGCACUGUGAGUGGUUUAACAAUGGCUCAUGUGACUACCUCAUGUGACCCACAGUUUCUGGUCUUUGUUUGUGUUUUCCUUAGAUGGAAGAUGUCGGCCACUUUGAUGGAGCCCCUUUUUUUGACAACCACUGCAAUAAAACAAU